UAUUCUCACUCCUGGAGAGAACUCAGACAGACGGACCGUACCAGUGGGACUGGAGUGUAUUGCCAGCGAGCUCCAGUGCUCCAUCUGCUUGGAGCUCUACACCGAUGCAGUCACUCUUCGCUGCGGUCACAAAUACUGCCGGCAAUGCAUUACCCAGCACCAGCGAUACCCACCACGGGGCGCCAACCACCAGUGCCCCCAGUGUUGUCGGCCAUUCAACUGUGACAGCAUCAUCACGGAUUACACGAUUAACAACAUGGUGCAAAAGAUUCAGCAGGUAAUGGACCGAGAUGUUGAUGAAGCCAAACAGCUCGUGGCCUUUGAACCGUCUGGAUCAAUCGUCAUUAACGAGGACAUCCUGAGAAGUUGCUUCUUGGCAGAGGAUGUGAAGGAUCGUCCACUCUGUCUGAUUUCCAUCAUCGGUGAAGAGAGAAAAGGAAAAUCCUUUUUACUCAACUAUCUGUUACGGAGGCUGUAUAACCUGGAACGGAAAGACCAACAGUGGUUAGGAGCAGAGGAUGAAGAUCUCAAAGGAUUCGAAUGGAAACCUGGGGCGAACAGUACGACCAAAGGGGUUUUUAUCUGGAGCAAACCCUUCCUGAUGGAGACAGGGAGAGGAAAGGUGGCGAUCUUUGUGGUGGAUUCCGAGGGUUGUAACACUGUCGGACAAGACACAGCCUUCAUUGUCCAACUAUCAGCACUCAGCAUGUUACUCAGUUCAUACUUGAUUUUUAACAUUUCUACCAAGCUGAAGCAGACAGACCUGGAUUACCUAGAGAAACUUCUCGAUCUGGCCCAACAAACCGGAGAAGCUAUCGACCUGGAUCCCAUUCAG
Molecule: messenger RNA, 835 nt
Organism: Rhincodon typus (whale shark)
Lineage: Eukaryota; Metazoa; Chordata; Chondrichthyes; Orectolobiformes; Rhincodontidae
Product: RING finger protein 112-like
Exons: 7
Biological process (GO): endoplasmic reticulum organization; protein homooligomerization
Molecular function (GO): GTP binding; metal ion binding; GTPase activity
Source: RefSeq, a predicted model, not a curated record